Molecule: messenger RNA, 6588 nt
Organism: Saccostrea cuccullata (small rock oyster)
Lineage: Eukaryota; Metazoa; Mollusca; Bivalvia; Ostreida; Ostreidae
Product: dual 3',5'-cyclic-AMP and -GMP phosphodiesterase 11-like
Exons: 19
Coding region: 1615-4347 (910 amino acids)
Biological process (GO): signal transduction
Molecular function (GO): protein binding; 3',5'-cyclic-nucleotide phosphodiesterase activity
Source: RefSeq, a predicted model, not a curated record
GGAGACUUAAAUACCUGUUUAAGAUCCAAUUUAUCUUAAUAAAUCUGUAGAAUUUCAAAACUUACUGCUCGGGACAACCAACGAUCGAGGACAGUUAGUGAUUUUACUUUUUUUUUCUUCUUCGUUGUGGAUUAAUUUCUUGUGGUUCGGAUGGUUGUAAGCGUUUGCGUUCGAUUAAGCAAAUAAUCAAAGAGGGGAAUGUAUACUAUUCCGCACAAAAGAAGGUGGAAUGUUUAAUGCUUUUAGGCAAAGGACCAGGCGUGAAAAGGGCCUAAUUAGACCAUUCUAUUACAUGCUAAAAUAAUCGCUCUGUGGAGCAGGAAGCACUUUGUGAAUUGUCAUUUCAAUAUCAGUGAAGAGAUUGAUUACUAACAAAAUCCACAACACAGCUGUUUGAUAUCUUCAUCUCGGAAACUCGAGGGAAGGAAGUUAUAAACACUUGUGCCAUGUACUCAAAUAUUUUUUUUAUCUUUCUUCCUCGAGUUUAAGCCGAUUUUACGUUCAGUCGUUGAUCGGGAGUUUCAAAUAUUUGUAUCUCGCUGCGCAUUCUAACCAGUGGUCAUCAGCAGUUCUCCAGAGCAAGCGCAUCAGCUGUUUCAGUGCGCCACUCUCGCUAUAUGAAGCACGGUCAUUUAUCGAAUGGGGAAUUGUAAUGUUGACUGAUGAAUCGAUACAUGAAUUGUUUACCUACAUUUAAGGUGACGAGCUGUGGAUUAGUUUUGAUGGAAGUUUGUUACAAUGCACAUGGGAAUCCAAAGAUCAUAAGAAUUACUCUUCUAUUUUAUUCUGGGCUUGUUUUCGGUGUUGACUGUGUACUUAUCGCAAGGGAAAUUUGGGAAACCACAAAGAAUAGUGUUAGAGGACAGGUAUGGUCACUGAUGACAGGCGGCCCGAUCCUUCCGUCCUCUUCUUAGGUACUGUAUUAAAUAUUAAAUCUCUUAAGAUUAGAAGGUCGGCGAUUCUGUGAUAAAACUAUUAUCAAAUAGUUCUCAAGUUGAACAGUUCUAUAUUUAUUAUGUAUACAUCCCCCACGUUGUAACCUCUCACCUGCAGUGACGAUGAUCCGUUCUUCGCCAACCAAAAACGCCGAAACAUUUCACUGAAGGCGGUUUGCCGUGCUAUAUUGGGAUUUCGCAUUUUCCAAUUUGUGAAAUGUAAGCUAUGUCAGGUGAAUGCGUUUUCUCAUUGCAUCGUGCAAUUACUUGUGUACGCUAAUUCAUGGCUGAUGGAUUAUGUGCAAACAUUUCAUUUCGGUUUUUCUCACUUUUUCCGAUCAGCAAGGGACAAUUAUUAGGAACUGAACGCUUUUACUCAUUUAAUUCAAACUUUCAUGCAUUAAAAAAAAUACGAUUGCACGGUGGUAACUUCUGCUCCUAGCUAUUACAGGACGAGCGCUUUAAACACGGAAAAUAUAAAAGUAAUGAAAAUAUUUACGUACCAGGUUUAAUCAUUUAUAUACACAGGACAUCUCUAUUCAUUGAACUGGAAAAGUUAUAUAGGAAAGCAACAGCGUUCGGUACCGGCAAACUGGAUUCGCUCCGCGAAAGCAUAACUUCCCGUCUCUUCCCGCGGUCUUCUUCAUGUAGGCAAAAACGUUCUAAACGCUCGCCCAAGAUGUCGGGAGAAGAGCAAGCGGGGAGAGCCGGUGCAACCGAACGCAACGAGGAGUACGAGAGGAUGGAGAAGUGGCUGGAUGAUCACCCAGAGUUUACCCAUGAUUAUUUUGCCAGGAAGGCUAAAAGAAGCAUGGUGGAUGGGUGGCUGCUGGCUCAGGCUUUAUCUCACAGUCCAGGACUUAACUUCAAACAGCCAGAGACCAACAAUUCUAGCGGCUCGAAUUCUCGAAAUAAUUCUGGCACCAACACUCCAGUGCGGAAGAUUUCGGCCCAAGAAUUUGAUCGGGGUGAUAUUCUAAAUCCUAUAGUGUCCACAGUGGACGGUGCUCGUACAUUUCUCGGACCUUCGACGUCACAAACGUCGGUCACAAAUAAACAUCACCGACGCCCAAGAACAGAACUGAAAACUCUAGACGAAAAAGAACUUAUGUAUGAAUUAGUAAUUGACAUUUGUAAUGAACUUGAUGUCAACAGCCUGUGUCAUAAAAUAUUACAGAACGUGUGUAUUCUCCUAAAUGCGGACAGGUGUUCAUUGUUUCUGGUUCAUGGGCGCGGGGGUGAGGAGCGGUUUUUGGAGGCGAAACUUUUUGACGUUAGUGCUGAUACAACUCUGGAAGAGGUCUGUGAAAACAGGGAAGCUAUAAGAAUUCCAUGGGGGACAGGGAUCAUAGGCCAUGUGGCGCAGACGGGAGAACUCCUGAACAUUCCGGAUGCCUACAAGGAUCCACGUUUUAACAAUGAAAUUGACCUGCAGAUGGGUUAUCGGACUCGCAGUAUUUUGAGUACACCAAUUAAAGACAGUGACGGGGUAGUCAUAGGCGUGGCUCAGGCUAUAAAUAGGAUCAACAGCAAGGACGAGCCUUUUAAUGCCUAUGAUGAAAAGAUUUUUUCAAACUACAUGGCAUUUUGUGGCAUAGGAUUGAAAAAUGCUCAAUUGUAUGAGAAAUCGCUGCUGGAAAAUAGACGAAAUCAGGUACUGUUGGAUUUGGCAAGAGUGAUAUUUGAAGAGCAGAACAAUGUAGCAAACCUAAUCUACAAGAUAAUGAUGCAUACUCAGUCCCUUCUACAAUGUCAAAGGUGCCAGGUCAUGCUUAUUGAUGACCUCUGCAAGAAGAAUAUCAAACACUGUCCGCUUGGCAUGGGGAUUUUUUCACAAGUCUUUGAUUUGGAGAACACAGAUUUUGAUAACAGUGAUACAUUUAACAGAGAAUGGCCUGCAGAACCCAGAUUUCCUAUUCAUAUUGGCAUAUCUGGUUAUGUUGCUGCAACAGGAAAGACUUUAAAUAUUGCCAAUGCUUAUGAAGAUAACAGAUUCGACCCUUCAGUGGAUAUUGAUCCCAACUUUAAGACGAAGGCCAUCUUAUGCAUGCCAAUCAAAAAUGCUCACGGAAAAGUAAUUGGUGUCAGCCAGUUGAUCAACAAGCUGGAUGGUUCAAUUUUCAACAAGAACGAUGAAAAUCUGUUUGAGGCUUUUGCUAUAUUCUGUGGGUUAGGAAUCAACAACACGCAGACUUACGAGACAGUAAUGAAGGCGAUGGCUAAGCAGCGUAUAGCGCUGGAAUGUCUGUCUUAUCAUGCCUCGGCUCCAGCAGAUGAAGCCCGCAGACUUAAGUCAAUGGUUAUCCCCUCCACCUACACCUACAACCUGCUGGACUUCAGCUUCAGUGACUUUGGCUUGGAUGAUGAUGAUACACUGAAAGCCAGCAUCAGAAUGUUCAUAGAUCUCAAUCUCCUCGAAAGGUUCAGAAUCAACUACGAGACAUUUUGUCGUUGGCUGCUAAGUGUGAAGAAGAACUACAGAGAUGUGACCUAUCACAACUGGAGGCAUGCCUUCAAUGUCUGUCAAACAAUGUUCUGUAUGCUAAAAUCUGGUCAAAUGGACAACAUACUCACACAAACAGAAGAACUUGCUCUGAUCGUUGCCUGUCUGUGUCAUGAUCUGGAUCACCGCGGCACCAACAACCAGUUCCAGAUCAAGACAUCCUCCCCCUUGGCUGAUCUUUACUCUACCUCUACACUAGAACACCACCAUUUUGACCAGUGCAUCAUGAUUCUCAGUACAAAAGGCAAUGACAUUCUGGCUAACAUCAGACAAGAUGAGUAUGAAGAGGUCAUACAAGUGCUGGAGAAUGCCAUACUGGCCACAGAUCUGGCUCUGUACUUCAAGUUUAGAGGUGAAUUCUUCAACUUGGUGAAGAGCAGUGAGGCUGACUGGAAUCGAGAGCGGGAUCGAGAUCUGCUGAGAUCCAUGAUGAUGACUGCAUCAGAUGUGUCCGCCAUUACUAAGCCCUGGGAAGUACAGCUAAAGGUUGCUGAUCUGAUAGCCAGUGAAUUCUUUGAACAAGGAGACUUGGAAAAAUCACAGCUGAACAUAAAACCUGCAGAAAUGAUGGACAGAGAUAAAAAGGACCAUCUUCCUGAUAUGCAGGUUGGAUUCAUUGACUCCAUUUGUUUACCUGUGUACCAUGCUAUAGCUGAGAUUUCUCCCAGACUACAACCGUUGUUGGAUGGUUGUCAAAAGAAUCGACAAAACUGGCAGUGUAUGUCACAGCACAACAGCAAGCAUGUUGUUGAUGAAAGCAAAAAGGAAAAUGAAAGUAAGGAUGACAACAUUCAGGAUCAAAGUGAAAGUAUGGAUGAGAAAGCAAUGCACAGUGAAAGUGAAGAUGGAAAUCUUCAUCUCAUGGACAUUGAAAGUGGUGAAGAUUCAGAGGACAUAGCAGUUAGCUAAUGAAUGUUCAUUUAAACCAACCAAUUUAAAUUUAUUUUUAUAACUUUCUCAAGAGUCCCAUUGUAACUCAGUCUGUCUCAAAUGACCCCGGUCGUGUCUCAGGGUUGACUUAAGAAGUAUUUAAGGGUCUCUAGGUGGGUUAUCUGAGACAGGUUGAUAUAUAGCUGUAUAUGAAGUCCAGUGCAGGUUUUGUGACCAAUCCAUUAAAUCAGCCAUUGUGAUAUUUGCUUUUACCAUGCUAAUUAAUUUAUUUUAUUAAAUGUCAAUGCAUUUUCAUCAAAUUAUGUAUGAGAAAUCACCUUUCUUUGAGUGGUUGGUUUGAGUUUAAAGGCUUCAUUUUCAGUGAAAGUGAAGAAACUUUAAUACAAAUUAACAUACUAGUACAUCAUUUUUAUAAGGUUAUAAAUAUUUAAUAUGGUACUGGUAGUUGAAAAUUAUUUUCAGGUCAUGUAUUUUGCAUCAUAUACAGUUAAUCGCCAUUAUUAAUAUGCUGCCUUUUCGUUCUCAACAAUUAAUGUAUACCUAUAUUGCUUGCUUGGAAUUAAGGAAUUUUUUAAGAAUUUAAGAUUGUUUAAUUUUUUCAUUAUAAAUGGUAAAUGUGCUUAUUAUAAUACCAUAACUAUAUAAUCUGCACAGGGUAUAGAAAGAUAUUAUUGCUUUGCCUCCAUUUUUUAAUUUUCAGGUUAAUGUUCAGGUGUAUUUUUCAAAAUGAGUAGGGGUAUUGUUAAAGAUGAUAUUAUAAACUGUGUUCAGUUGAAUGAAUGAGAAAAAGCAAAGUAUCAUCAUUAAGUCAAUGUAUGUAUAUCUACAGUGAAGCUAUAUUUAUCUGGACCAGGACACUUAUAUAGUUUCAAAAAUGUAUUUUCAGCAAUUUGGCCUUUCGUACCAAUUGCAGUAGUGAUUAUUAAUGCUGUAUGAUAUGCAUAAAAAGUACAUCAACAGUUAAACUUUAUCUUGAAUUUAAUGGGACCAAAAUGAAACUUAAAGAUAUCUGAGGAUUUGAUAUAACAUUUUUAAAGAAAGCGUUUAGGACUGACAAUUCACUUCAGUAACUCCCUCAGUAUGGGAGAUACCCGUGUUUGAGUUAACACCUUAAAAAUAUGUUGUGACCAAGAAGGCACAUUAUUGUGGUCAUACAAAACCAAGUUCACUUUUGACUCUUUCUGAUCAUUAUAUUCUGAUUUGAGGUCAUACAGUAAACCACAGUUAGAGCAAUCUUAUAUUUGUAAUGACUUAAUUCACGCUCAUAGCAAAGAGAUAAUUUUCAUUCCCUCUCUCUAUAAAACAUACAUAUUAUGAACUAUUAUGAACCAAAAAUGCUUAUAACCAAUAAUUUUUCUUCCUUUUAUGACCUUUCCCUAUAUGUUUAAUUUAUGUUGUACUGUACACAGAUCUAAGAAAGUUGUUACUUUUGAUUUUUAAAGUUUGAGCCAUUAGGGGUAGAGUUUUAUCUACCAUAUAAUUUAAUAAUGUCUCUAUACCCAUUUAAUAGUGUUAUAGUCAUUUUAACUUAGUACCUUAGAAAACAAGAGGUCAUUUUUGGACUGAUGUAAUAUAUUGAAUGAAAUUGCUGCGGCUGUAAUGUUUAAUAUUGGUAUAUGGUUAAUUAGAUGAAGCUGCAUAGUGUAGGUGUGCUAAAAAGUCAUAAUCAAGUAAUAAAUGCAAACCCCAGCGAAGGUAAGAGUAAAUGGAUAUGGGAAUACAUGUAUUAAUUUCAAUUUUGCUAGAGUAAUUAAUUUAAUAGUCAAAUACAUAUAAAUUCACAAAACCAGUCCCAAGCAUUUUAUCAAAUUCUCAUUGAUUGUAUUAAUAAAUGUUUUAUGUCCUGUAUGUAAAUUUGUUCUUUGAAUUUAUUAUUUUUUUUAAUUACUGAUGCUGCUUGUUUGUCGAUAAAGUUAUGAUGUUUUUGUACGGUAUUCUCUAUGAAUUAGAACCAGAGGAUGAUUAUAGACAAAUCUUGUACUGAUGUAUUUUGAGCAAAAAAUUAUUGUAUUCUUUAAACCUAAAAGUGUAUUUAUUCUCAAAAAAUGAGAAAUAGUGUUGUUAGAUUUUAAUUUAUUUCCUUUGUUAUUAGGUACUAUGUAGUGUACUGCAUUGAGUAUUUUUUGUUAUUUGUUUUGGCAGCAAAUGGUAAUGAUGUUGUAUAAUAACUUUUGCCUUAUGUAUGGUAGGCAUUGUGAUUUUUUCUGUGAUACAUCAUUUUUUCUUACCCUUCCCAAAUAAAACAAUCAUGUUAAUCUG